GCGUCAUAACCGCUGAGGGAACUUCCCAGUUUUGAGCGUUUUGAGUCCAGGAUGGCCGUACCUGGGAGUCCCGGGCUGCUCCGGGUUUUGUGGCUGUUAGCGGUGUUUGGGGCGGUGUCCUCUCUGGACUCCGGCAUGCUGUUCCCCCGGGAGUCCUCCUCCAGGGAGGUGAAGGAGCUGAGCGGGCUGUGGGGCUUCAGGGCGGACAAGUCACCGGACAGGAAGCAGGGCUUUGACGAGGCAUGGUACAAACGACCACUGGCAGAGUCCGGCCCAGUGAUUGACAUGCCAGUUCCUGCCAGCUACAACGACAUCACUCAGGACCCGGCUCUCAGAGACUUCAUUGGCUGGGUGUGGUAUGAACGCGAAGUGGUGGUGCCGGCUCGCUGGAUCGCCGACAAAGGAACGAGAAUCGUCCUCCGAGUGGGAAGUGCUCACUAUUACUCAGUCACGUGGGUGAACGGGGUGAAAGUGACGGAGCACAAAGGUGGCCAUCUUCCCUUCGAGGCUGAGAUCGGCAGUUUGCUCCGCGCUGACCCGUUGACGCCGUGCAGGAUCACCAUCGCCGUCAACAACACUCUGACUCUGGACACACUUCCUCCAGGAACCAUCCAGCACAUGGACGACCACACCAAGUAUCCUGAAGGAUUCUUUAUCCAAAACAUCUACUUUGAUUUCUUCAACUAUGCUGGGAUCCACCGUGCUGUCCUGCUGUACACCACGCCUAAGGCAUACGUGGACGACAUCACCGUGGUGACGGACUUCUCCGAUAACACCGGUUUGGUGAAAUACAAAGUGUCGGUGAAAGGCGCCGCCUCGGCCUCUCUGAAGGUCACGUUGACGGACAAAGAUGGUCACUGUGUGGCCUCCUCCAGCGAGCCAUCUGGCGUGCUCACAGUUGUCGAUGUCAAGCUGUGGUGGCCGUACUUGAUGCACGAGAAUCCGGCUUACCUGUAUUCUCUGGAGGUUCGAGUUCUAGCUUCCAAUAAGGGAUCAACAUCAGAAGACGUUUAUGCUCUUCCAGUCGGCAUACGCACGGUCAGCGUCACCAGCAGCCAGUUCCUCAUCAACAACAAGCCCUUCUACUUCCACGGGGUCAAUAAGCACGAGGACGCAGAUAUCCGAGGGAAAGGCUUCGACUGGCCGCUGGUCGUCAAAGACUUCAAUCUAUUGAAGUGGUUGGGGGCCAACUCGUUCCGCACGAGCCACUACCCGUACGCCGAGGAGAUCCUGCAGAUGUGCGACCGUCACGGCAUCGUAGUGAUCGACGAGUGCCCGGGGGUGGGCAUCAAAGACAUACGCAGUUUUGGAAACGCCUCCCUCACCCAUCACCUGUUCGUCAUGGACGAGCUGGUACGGCGGGACAAGAACCAUCCCUCUGUGGUCAUGUGGUCAGUGGCCAAUGAGCCGGCAGCUGAGAUGCCUCCUGCUGAAUACUACUUUAAGACGUUAAUAAAACAUACCAAAGCUCUGGACCCCACAAGGCCGGUCACUUAUAUCACCGACAGUAACUACGCCAGGGACAAGGGGGCACCCUUUGUGGAUGUGAUCUGUGUGAACAGUUACUUCUCCUGGUACCAUGACCCAGGACACUUGGAGGUCAUCCCCAUCCAGCUCAGCACCCAGUUCGAGAGCUGGUAUGGAAAGUACCAGAAACCCAUCAUCCAGAGCGAGUACGGAGCCGACGCCGUGCCCGGGCUCCACAAUGACCCGCCCAUGAUGUUUACAGAAGAGUACCAGAAGGCCGUCCUGCAGAGCUACCACCGCGUCUUCGACCAGAAGAGGAAACAGUACGUCAUCGGGGAGCUCAUCUGGAACUUUGCAGACUUCAUGACCGCACAAGGGAUCACUCGUGUGGUGGGGAACAAGAAGGGUAUCUUCAGCCGUCAGAGGCAGCCUAAGUCAGCGGCGUUCAUCCUGAAGGAGAGAUACUGGAGACUGGCCAACGAAACGGGAAAACUACCCGUUUGGACCAAGUACCCCUGCUCACUCUGACCCCCCACAGUGUGAGCACCCUGGAUCAGGAGUCAGGACUGAAACUGUACACCUGAUGAGAAAGACAGUUUUACUAAAGCGCACAUAGACACAACACUUAAAGAAACGCUGUUCUGCAGCAUGAACUAAAACAGUACAAUGAUCUGGGAUUUUAAUAACAGCCUGUCCUAACAGCACGCCACACCAGCGAGCAUCAGCGAGAGUCUGUUAUUUACUAGUGGGAGUGUUCUAACAGCCCGUGAGCGACGCUGCGCUCCUCUUUUCCUCUCCGUCGCUCACGUAGAUGGGCAAAGAAGGAGGAGGCACCUACACUCUCUUUCCUCCCUCAGCUGAGCUCGCUAGCUUAUUAGUUAUUUGUACAAAGUGGAGAUAACGGUGCAUUAAUAAUAUCCACAUCAUGAUUAAAAUGUUGACCUUUGACAACAUCGGAGAAAUCUUUAUUCAGCCCACUGUGUAGUUUAUUGACGAGCCUCUCCAAGUGUUGAAAUUUGAGUCAGCAAAUCGUCAAUACAAAGCACCACACUUCAGUUUGCCCACCUUCAAAAUAAAAGCACCAGAUGUCAGACUGUUUGCAAGGGGGAACUGAAAUUCCCAGAGCAGACAAUGAAAUAUUUUAUGUGGAUAGCGAGCGUGCGAAAAUCCGCGUGCUGUCAGGACACGCUGUUAGUCUGAGAGAUUUUUAGCACGUGAAAAGUCGCCUCUGCUGCUUUCUUUCUUGUUGCAAUUCACGUUUGAUGGACAAUAAAUAUAUUUUUGAUAUCUGUUCCUAAAGAGACGCCUGAGUGAAGGUUUAUAAAGUGAUUUAGCGUCACAGGAUGAACGUCGACAUAUUUGUGAGGUAUUAUGAGAGCUCCACCUCACCAUCUCUUCAACUUCAAAAUAAAUGUUUUAAAGAUUAUUUUUGCAGUUUGAUAUCACGACCGAGGUGAACGCUUCUGUCACUUCUGUGCGUUUGUUGUUCUGUGUUUGAGCGUCUCUCAAGGAUUAAAGAACGUAACAGCUUUCAUCAGAAUGUGAACAACGAUGCUGAAAAUAAUCAAAGAAUGUUUUUAUUUUUAUAUUUGUGUAAAUCUACGAACAAAACUCUCUUUACAUGAAUCAAGAUAUUAAAGACUGAACAAAGAACUCAA
Molecule: messenger RNA, 3125 nt
Organism: Labrus bergylta (ballan wrasse)
Lineage: Eukaryota; Metazoa; Chordata; Actinopteri; Labriformes; Labridae
Gene: gusb
Product: glucuronidase, beta
Biological process (GO): carbohydrate metabolic process; glucuronoside catabolic process
Molecular function (GO): carbohydrate binding; beta-glucuronidase activity
Source: RefSeq, a predicted model, not a curated record